AAGUAACAUGGCUGCUGCCCCUUAAGAACUGCAGUGCGGGGUCCGAGUGGGACUCCUGAGCGGUUGGGCGGUCGAGAGCAGGUGUGCGGAGGUGGGGACCCGGCCCCGGUUCCGAGGCGGCGCGCGGCGGCGGAGCGAGACAGGCGGCCCGGGGCGGCGUGGUCCAUGAGCCGGCGCCGGAGGCAGCGCGGAGCCGCAGACUCCCCUAGCCCCGGCGCGGCCCGGGCUGCCGCGGGCUGAGGAGUCGCGGGGCUCCGGGGAUCGCCCCGAGCUGCCACCAUGAACCCCGAGAAGGAUUUCGCGCCGCUCACGCCCAACACCGUGCGCGCCCUCAAUGACAAGCUCUACGAACGCUGAAGGUGGCAGCGCUGGAGAUAGACAGACAAAGGGAAACGGAGACCCAGAAAAGGGAAGGGACCGUGACCCAGCCAACGCCUCCCAGUCAGCAGCAGAACUGGGAAAGCCCUGCCCCGAGAUGCCCGACUCCCAGUUCCUCUUUCUAAACAGGCUGGUCCGGGAGUUCGUGGCCCAGAACAACACCGUGCAGAUCAAGCAUGUGAUCCAGACGCUGUCUCAGGAGUUUGCCCUGUCCCAGCACCCGCACAGCCGGAAAGGGGGCCUUAUCGGCCUGGCCGCCUGCUCCAUCGCGCUGGGCAAGGACAUCGUGACGGAGAGCAACAAGUUCGACCUGGUGGGCUUCAUCCCCUUGCUGCGGGAGAGGAUUUAUUCCAACAACCAGUAUGCCCGGCAGUUCAUCAUCUCCUGGAUCCUGGUUCUGGAGUCCGUGCCAGACAUUAACCUGCUGGAUUAUUUGCCAGAGAUCCUGGAUGGACUCUUCCAGAUCCUGGGCGACAACGGCAAAGAGAUUCGGAAAAUGUGUGAGGUGGUCCUUGGAGAAUUCUUGAAGGAAAUUAAAAAGAACCCCUCCAGUGUUAAGUUUGCUGAGAUGGCCAACAUCCUGGUGAUCCACUGCCAGACCACGGAUGAGAACAUUGGAACACUGACAUUUUCAUCUGUUCUGUAUAAGAAUGAGUGUGUCAACACAGUGCUCCCAGCUACAGCACUGAAAAAAAACAAGUUUAAUUAAAGACAGAGGAGAAACCGCAUAUGGAGCCUAAGCCAUUGAGAUAUAAUGAAGAGUGUCAUCUUCAGAGUCAGUUCUCUAUGAACAAAUCUCUUUGUCAGUGUCAGGAGGGAAAAAAAAAAGACAUAGCAAAGUAAAGGUGUGCUGUAUACCACAGGGAACUCUGCUCAAUAUUCUGUAAUAACCUAAAUGGGAAAAGAAUUUUUAAAAGAAUAGACACAUGUAUAUGUAUAACUGAAUCAGUUUGCUGUACACCUGAAACUAACACAUUGUUAAUCAACUAUACUCCAAUAUAAAAUAAAAAUUU
Physeter macrocephalus (sperm whale) is the source of this 1391-nucleotide messenger RNA. Its product is annotated as protein VAC14 homolog. Gene Ontology annotation, biological process: phosphatidylinositol biosynthetic process. Gene Ontology annotation, cellular component: PAS complex; endosome membrane. Bases 335 to 1087 code for a protein of 250 amino acids. Lineage: Eukaryota; Metazoa; Chordata; Mammalia; Artiodactyla; Physeteridae. The transcript is spliced from 7 exons. The record is from RefSeq and is a predicted model, not a curated record.